CUGUGUUAGUAUGUUAAGAGGAAAAGGGUGGACCCUCACUUCUUUGAACAAGCCAGGCCCUGUCAACAAGUCUUUCUCCCUCAACUAUCCUAGCCACCCAACCUUAAAAUGGAGGGAGGUCUGUGUCUUGUCACAGCAAUCCUAUUCCCAUCAGUUGUGGCUUUAUCACAUGAUUUGAAGACGUUAUACAGAUGCAGAAUUUGGCUUUUAAGAAAAACAGACUGGAAAACAUUAACAUUUUCUCAAGGAAUCUUUAUUUACACCACUGCAAAAGUUUUAAGAAACACUGUUUUAGCUUCCUAUUUUAAACACAAGAAAAAAUGUAAGGAUUGACUUUUUUUUUUUUUUUUUGGAGCAAAUUAACUGCUCUAAAAUGUUAAUCACAUGAUUAUGGGUUUUUUUUUUUUUUUUCUAUUCAAAGUUUUGUUACUCUUGCAACACCACACACAUUAUCUUGUGAUCUGGGCAGGGUUUAUAUGUCUUUCUGUUUAUUCUUUUUUUUUUUUUUUUUUAAAUAAAGGGGCUAAAUUAGGAAACUUUCAGUUCUAUGACUAUCCAGCAAUUCCCACCCAAUCUCCUAUUCAUCUAAGGCCUGUACAAUUCAAUCUGUUUAAAAAUAAAAAAUAAAUAAAAGUUUUCAAGACAUAAGAAAUCCAUGAAAUUUGUGAAAUUUCGAUUUUGCCUUCCUUGCCUAAGCCUUAGAAAGUUCAAGGAAACUUAUACUUAUGUGGCUGCUCCCCAAAAUAUAAGUACACAAAAAAGGAAUACUUCUCAGGGAAAGUACCAAAGUAGAAGGGACUUGCAAAAGGUCUGUUUUUCAGAAAUCCUGAGGAAGGUUGAGAACAUUACAAUUCACAGAAUUCUUUAGAAAACUUUUACUAUCUUUGCUAAAAUCUUUUUUAAAACUCUCUGCGUUAUAUAAGCAUAUCUAAGUUUUAACAAAUAUACUCUGCAAAUAGCAUCAUGGAGCAGAAAGUACCUCAAACCCUAUAUCAAGCUCCCUAACCACGAACUGGUCAAUAAUAGUAGAGGUACUGAGUACCUAAGUAUUAAAAACCAGGCCUUUCAAAAUUAAUAUUUCAAUUCAAUCCAAUCUAGCCAUUAUGUAUCAGGUAUACAUUAUUAUGGUACUAGAUGCUAGGGAUACAAAAAUGAAGCAACUCCUUUUCUUCCAAAAGUAGCCUCCAGAAAAGCAAUGUCUGGUUCAAAAUGCUGUGGGUCCACAUCCCCCCAAAGCCAAAGCUCAGGAGCCCCUUACAAACAACUUGUUGGGAUUUGAUUAGGUUCAAACCACAAAAGGGGUCAGAGGUGUCUCCCGCAUUCCGUGUGAACUCCUUGAGGACGAAGCCAGUUCUUCCCUUUCUCCGUCUCCCCCGGGAGACGAAGUGUAUUGUCCGGUGGUUGCUCUGAGUUCGAGCCCUUGUUUUGCUCCUUCCUCUCUUAUGUAACUUGAAACAGGACACCUCUUGAAGACGGGCUUCAGUUUUCCCUUUUGGGAAACGUGGAUAUUGGAUUUAGUUUGGGGUUCCUCCUUCCGAGCUCUAAGAAUCUACAUGAUCCUACGAGACCCCUCAAAUAUAAGGCACCUACGGAGCCCUGGAUUUGGAGUCGAAGACCCAUUCUUCAGCCCCAGCUCAGCUGAGUGUCCUCGGGACUGGACUUCUCUCUGAGUCUCGAAGUUUCCGCCUCUAGAGCAAACUCUAAAUGCUACGGUCUCGUGGAGCCUUCCAAUAGUCGCCAGUCCGAGUUCGGCCUCAUGCAACCGGCAACCGGCUUCUUUCCGGCCGCUCUCUGGGCUGGGGUCUGUCCCGGAGCAAAGUGGAAAAGCAUCCAGCGUGAGGCCGGGGCAAGUGGGGCGUGGCGAGGGGGCGUGGCCGAGAAGGGGAGGGUUCCAGAAGGAGCGGGUUGCUAGGGUAACUAGAAGGGUAAUCGCGUUCACCUACUGGAGCCACCUCAUAGCUCGGGCUCCGGAUUCGGGGGCUGGGGUGGGAGCAGAACAGCUACUCCCCAGGGCGGGCCCAAGGGGUUGCUCCCAAAACUGUGCGGGACUGGCAGGCCAGGGCAGCUGGGGAGGGAACCAGGGGCCGGCCUUGGAGUGAGAGAGCAGCAGAAGAGGCGAGUUUUCCUAUAUGCAAAAAAAGGAAAAAUUCAGGAUUGCACUUUGGGAAAAAAUGUCAGAAGAGUCAGACAAAGAUGACCAGUUCACAGACCCGACAACCAGUGAUGAAGAUGAGUUGGAUAAUGAUACCUUUAUGAAAUUUGUAAGCGAAGAUCUUCAUCACCGUGCACUGUUUACAGAUGCUACUUGUGACCAGUCUUUACCUCGGACUACACAGAUUUUGUUGGAAUAUCAGCUAGGGAGAUGGGUCCCACGUCUUCGUGAGCCCCGAGACUUAUAUGGUGUUUCUUCCUCUGGUCCUCUGAGUCAAACACGAUGGCCAUGCCACUGUGAAGUAGUUGAAGAGAAAAUCCUGCACAUUGAUUACGCUCCUUCCUACCCUGAGCCAUUGUAUGUCUCAACAGGUGAUGAAUUGGAACCCCAUUGUCUAGACUCUACCCAAGGCACUGUGGUUUAUGUUGGUAAUGAUGCUUACAAAGGCCGCUCUUUCUUAUAUUCUCGAAUAGGAGGUAUCAGAUCUCUUCAGAAGCACUCAGAAAUUCUACCUGUGGAGGAUUAUGACAACACUUUGAUAUUUGAAGCCAGGUUUGAAAGUGGUAAUCUGCAAAAAGUGGUCAAAGUUACUGAUCGUGAAUAUCAGUUGACUGUGCGCCCUGACCUCUUCACAAGUAGACACACCCAAUGGUAUUACUUCCAAGUGACCAACACUCAAGCGGGGAUACCCUAUCGUUUCACAAUCGUCAACUUCACGAAGCCAUACAGCCUGUACAAUAAAGGCAUGCGCCCACUCUUCUACUCGGAAAAAGAGGCCAAGAUGAACAAUAUCGGCUGGCGGCGAACGGGAGACCAAAUCAAGUACUACAGGAACAACAUCGGGCAGGAGGGCCGCCCGUCCUUCUCCCUCACGUGGACUUUCCAGUUUCCCCACGACAAAGACAGAUGCUACUUUGCUCACUGCUACCCGUACACGUACGCCAACCUGCAGGACUACCUCUCCCGCAUCGCCAACGACCCCAAGCGCUCGCAGUACUGCAAGAUCCGGGUGCUGUGCCACACGCUGGCCAGGAACAUGGUGUACGUCUUAACAAUCACCACCCCUCUGAAGAGCACCGAAUUAAGGAAGCGAAAGGUGGUGAUUCUGACAGCGAGAGUCCACCCGGGAGAAACGAAUAGUUCUUGGAUCAUGAAAGGCUUCCUGGAUUACAUCUUAGGAGAUUCAAGCGAUGCGCAGCUGCUGCGGGAUACUUUUAUCUUCAAAGUGAUACCUAUGCUGAACCCGGACGGCGUGAUUGUGGGAAACUACCGAUGCUCCUUGGCUGGACAGGACCUAAACCGCUGCUACACGUCGAUCCAGAAGGACUCCUAUCCCUCCGUUUGGUACACCAGGAAUAUGAUUCGUAGAUUAAUGGAAGAUCGGGAGAUUCUCCUAUAUUGUGACCUCCAUGGUCACAGUAGGAGAGGAAAUAUCUUCAUGUAUGGCUGUCAGAAUAAUUAUGAACAUAAAGAGUUGUGCUUAGAGCGGCGAGUAUUUCCAUUUAUGCUGAGCAAGAAUUGUCCAAACAAAUUUUCCUUUUCAGCUUGUAAGUUUGUUGUUCGGAAGAGCAAAGAAGGAACAGGAAGAGUAGUUAUGUGGAAAAUGGGAAUCCAUAACAGCUUUACCAUGGAGGCUACAUUCUGUGGCUCAACUCUUGGUAAUAGACGAGGUACUCACUUCAACACAAAAGACUUGGAGUCUAUGGGAUAUCAUUUUUGUGAUUCUCUUUUAGACUAUUGUGAUCCAGACCAAACAAAGUAUUUUCAGUGCAUGAAAGAAUUAGAAGAAUUGCAGAUGCAGCAUUCAGGCAUAACAAGCCCAGAUAAAAUGCAUUAUGUUUUAGAUGCUUCAUUCAUAGAUGCUGCAUUGGAUCUAGACUCUAGUAGUGAUGAAUCUGACAUUUCAGAGACCAGUGAAACUUUUCUCAAAGGAACUUCCCAGAAUAAAGUAGGAGAACCAGAAGUUAUUAUUCCUCCAAACCAGGAAUUAGAAAGGAAACAUGCAAAAAACAACAGAAUGAAAAUUUUGGAUCUCACUGGGAAGCAAAUGUCUAUAUUUUCUCCAUUUGGAGAAGGACCAUUUUUCAAGAAACUACAAAAUCAAAAGGUUGCUAGCAGAGGAGAUGUACCACAGAGACCUAAGGAAAUAACCCCCAAAGCAAAAGUGAAGUUACCAGGACCAGUUUCACCUUGGCUACUAAAAAACUACCUCAGCUCAUAUAGGCUAACUCUUAAUAAUGACCACUCCAAAAAUAUCUCAGAACCCGUAGGACCUGGUGAGCAAAAAAUUCAGAAAAUGUGUCUGCCAAAAAAAUUUAGUACCAAUGGAAACAACUUUAAGACUACAUCCCAGCAGUGCCCCAGUGGAAAAUCUUCCAGCUGGACUGAGAAGAUAGUGACAUCCAAAGAAGAUCUACAAUGCAAAUUAAAGAACAACUAUAGAGAACCUACAACUUCCCAAAGGAAGAAAUCUAACAUGAAUCAGACAGAAAAUACCAAAAGGAUCUUUAUUAAGAAUAAGAGUUUUCAAUCACAAGAAAUAUUUGAAUUCUUAUUCCCUGUUGUGGAAAGUCCUCAAAUGAAACAACCAAAUGACCCACAAUCUAAUACAGAGAUCCAAUACCAAAGCAUAGGGAACCAUAAAAUGUGCCCAUUGACCAUGGAAGCAGGCUCAAAACCAAGGAAAAUAACAGCCACUCUGUAAAGUAGAAAACCAGGCCUUGCUGCUUCGUGAUUUGCAUGGGAACAUUGUUAAUCUUUGUCCAUGUGUGGCAGACAUUAUGUUUAUGGCACACUAAAUUCAGCCAAUUUUCCAAAUUGGAAACAAACAUCUCACCACAUGGACACCAAAUCAGAAAACAUUUACUUUGGAUGCAAUGGGUCAUCAUAAAGACAAAUUCUACAAAAUGGUCUUGGUCUGUGUCCCUGACCUGUAGAAGGCAGAAGUCAUUCGAAAGCUUGUCAGCUCUCCAAAGUUCCAAGAUCAAGAAAAAAACCAUCGAGGUCUGGGUUAUAAAAUCUAAAUACAAGAAACUUCCCAGAAGCCAAUGGGAAAGUUUCCUGUCAGGUUUCAAGAUGGAUAUUGAUAUUUUGAAAGCUCAAUUCCUUAACUAAAGCAUUUUACCAACAAGGCACUACCAACAUAGGUCUCUACCAACUUGAAUAAGAGGCCAAACAAUGCUUAUUUGGAAUUACAAAAGACGAUUAAUACAGCCCUAAGAAGACUCUUAGGGUGAAUGUUCCAAUUUGAAAAUUGGAUGAAAAACUGAACAUAUGUGACAAAAAAGUUUCACCCAUUGCACUCUAAAGUACAGAUUCUACAUAUUCCAUCAUCUUUGGUGGGUGGGACAUCUUGCAGAAAUUUUAAAAAUAAUA
This is a messenger RNA of Antechinus flavipes (yellow-footed antechinus), 5527 nucleotides long. RefSeq names its product AGBL carboxypeptidase 3 (gene AGBL3). The coding region runs from base 2130 to 4856 and encodes 908 amino acids. The transcript has 20 exons. Gene Ontology annotation, biological process: proteolysis. The record is from RefSeq and is a predicted model, not a curated record. Gene Ontology annotation, molecular function: zinc ion binding; metallocarboxypeptidase activity. Lineage: Eukaryota; Metazoa; Chordata; Mammalia; Dasyuromorphia; Dasyuridae.